Clupea harengus (Atlantic herring) is the source of this 2296-nucleotide messenger RNA. It is a transcript of the gene plk3, whose product is annotated as polo-like kinase 3 (Drosophila). Lineage: Eukaryota; Metazoa; Chordata; Actinopteri; Clupeiformes; Clupeidae. Gene Ontology annotation, biological process: mitotic G1/S transition checkpoint signaling; mitotic spindle organization; protein phosphorylation. Gene Ontology annotation, cellular component: spindle pole; cytoplasm; kinetochore. Gene Ontology annotation, molecular function: protein binding; ATP binding; protein serine/threonine kinase activity. The record is from RefSeq and is a predicted model, not a curated record.
UUGUUUGGGCAGUAGACACUUGGGACUGUGAAUGGAUUCUGCUCGUUUUACUACGACACAGCGUCUUUCGUGUCAAAUGAUGAAUCCGGAUUUAUUCAAAGCAUCUGAUCGGACGCAAACUAUUCAACCACCACCCAAACCAAACCGGAGUAAAUCUGAGCCAACGAAGCCAGAGGUGGUGGUUGAUGUGGAAGGGAAGAGAUGCUAUUACAAAGGAAAGAUUUUGGGAAAGGGUGGUUUUGCACGAUGCUACGAAAUGACAGACGUGGCCUCGGAAAAAAUGUAUGCUGUGAAGGUUAUACCACAAAGCAGAGUGUCCAAACCCCAUCAGAGAGAAAAGAUAAUAAAUGAAAUUGAACUCCACAAAACCUUACAACACAAGCACGUCGUGAAAUUCUCUCAUCACUUUGAAGAUGGAGAAAACAUUUACAUCUUCCUGGAACUAUGCAGUAGAAAGUCCCUGGCUCACAUAUGGAAGGCAAGGCACACGCUGACUGACCCAGAGGUACGCUAUUACCUGAAGCAGAUCAUAUCUGGACUUAAAUAUCUGCACAACAAAGGCAUCCUUCACAGAGAUCUCAAACUAGGUAAUUUCUUUGUAAGUGAGGGCAUGGAAUUAAGACUGGGAGACUUUGGACUGGCAGCAAAGCUGGAGACGGUUGAGCAGAGGAAGAAGACUAUCUGUGGAACACCCAAUUAUCUUGCUCCAGAGGUCCUGAAUAGACAGGGACAUGGAACUGAAUCAGAUGUUUGGUCUCUGGGCUGUGUCAUAUAUACAUUGUUGUGUGGGAAUCCGCCGUUUGAAACUCUGGACUUGAAAGAGACGUACAAGUGCAUAAAGGAGGUGAAGUAUACGCUCCCUCCGACUCUCUCGCCUUCGGCUCAGAAGCUGAUCUCCGCCAUCCUACAGAAGAACCCCGCUGACCGCCUUACGCUGGACCAGAUUCUGACCCAUGAGUAUUUCACCAAGGGCUACACCCCCGAUAAACUGCCUCCUAGUAGCUGCGUCAUGGUGCCGGAGCUCAACCCACCCAGCCCUGCCAAGAAGUUCUUCGCCAAGAUGGCCAAGAGCCUCUUUGGCAAAAAGAAAUCCAAAGUUGAAAAGACCCCUGCCGAGGAGAAAGAUGACAUCUCAAAGUUGGUCUCGGGCAUAGUCAAAUGCUCCAUCAGCCGACAGAUGAGCUGCAAGACUGUCGGACCAAACGAGGCCACGCCUCCCAUGGCUCCUCUGGCCAGCUCCGGUCCCACGGACACACAGGCCGAAGAAGAGUCCAGGAAGUCCACAUCUCAAUCCCUCAAGGGCACUGGGGCCAGCAGCAAUGACCCUUGUGAAGACGCCCUCACUCCUGCUGCUGUCAUUGAGUCCGCUGUGAAGGUUCUCAACGACUGCUUGUCCUCCAUGCCUGCAGCUUCAAGAAACCCACCAUGCCUCUCGAAGCCCAAACCCUUCAUUUGGGUGACUAAAUGGGUAGACUACUCCAACAAAUAUGGCUUUGGUUACCAGCUCUCCAAUCAGAACAUCGGUGUGCUGUUCAACGAGGGAACUCAUCUGAGUUUGUGUGAUCAGCGAAGGACUGUCCACUACUGUUUAGCCAACAAUAAGCACUUCAUGUUCCAAGCUGACACACUUCCAGAGCAGCUGCAGAGUCAGAAGCAGAUUGUGGAGCUGAUGGCCAACUACAUGGAGCAGAACUUGAUGGAGGGUGGAGACCUUCAGUAUGAAGACCUGCCCCCACCCUCUGCCUCCCCUCUCCUGCUGCAGUGGGUGAAGACGGAUCACGCAUUAGUCAUGCUCUUCAACAAUGGCACCCUGCAGGUGAAUUUCUACACAGAUCACACAAAGAUCAUCCUGUGCAAGUCCGCUGACGACGACUCCUACUUGCUGACGUACAUCAACCGGGAGCGCGUGUCGUACACAUACCCACUCAGUGUCCUGACUGACCGGGGCUGCUCCACGGAACUCCGACACCGGAUGCGCUACGUGGUCCAGCUCCUCCAGCAUCACACGGGCUCCUAAACCACCACCUCGCCUACAAACAGAGCUGGCUUCUCCCGGUUCUUUAAUGCCACAAAAGUCGCUGCUGUCGGCUUCCUCUGGGAGCAACACUCAAACCUCAAGGGGGGGGAGACUUCCUCUCUGCGGCAAAGACUCUUCCUGCUCUUGGCCAGCGUCUGGCCCCUAUGGAGUAUGGUGCACUGUUUCAGUUCAGUUUUACUUUUUUCAUUAGAUAUAUAUAUCUUUUUUUUUUUUUUUUUUUUUUAUAUAAUUGAUCUUAUACAUGCAGUAUCUCACACU